AUGGUUGGAGCCGUUGUCCUCAUCCUCUCUGGCUCUGCGGCAUGGUCUGCCAUCGGCGGCGACGAGAAUGCGGAUUCUUCCUGGGAGCAAAGUUUGUGGAUAUCUUGGGGCCUGUUCUUUGACCCUGGCACGCAGACAGGCGUUAGUGCAGAUGCUGCCUUGAAAGUGAAGUUCACCGCCUUGAUCUUCUCCGUGCUGGGAUUUCUAUACAAUCUGACAUUUCUUGGCAUUAUUGUGGAGUGGAUUCGAUCUUCAAUGGACCAGUGGACAAAGACCAGAAGCCGCGUUUGGUCCCGAAAUCACGUUCUUAUUUUGGGCUGGAGCGAGAAAACUCUCUACCUGAUCAAUGAGCUCUUCGAAGCAAUGAACUCAAAUGGCAAGAGAUAUCCAGUGGUUGUGCUGGCGGACCGGGAAGAGGCAGAGAUGCGUCAAGAGAUCACAACAUAUUUCUAUUCUCUGUGGGAGAAGCUGUACUUCUUUGACAGGCGCUGGCGAAUGCUCAAAGCCCUGACGCUGCGAGAGGGUAUCACGCACGAGAGCGACUCCUUGGAGAGAUCUGGUGCCAGCGCAGCUCAGGAUAUCAUUAUCCUCAGCCGAGAUGGAGAUCCUCGCAGCGCCGAUCUUGAGACGGUGCGGAUCAUGGUGGCGCUGUCCUCCUUGCGCCAGCCAGUGCGCGGUCGAAUCUUUUCGGAGGUGCAGGUCCACGAAGUGGGCGCAGUUCUGAAGCGCUUGCAUCCUAGCUGCCAGGUGAUCCACGCUCGUGCUGCGUGCAAUCACAUCUUGUCCUUGCUCGCCACUGACCAGCUCGUAGGUCGCUGCCUAGCGGAUCUUUGCUCCUUUGCCGCGGGUGACGAGCUCUAUGUGGUGGAUAAACAGGAGACCUGGCUGAACUUCAGCGACGCGUGCCGGGCCUUCGACAAAGCAGUCUGCAUCGGUGUGCAGGCCAAAGAAGCCGUGGCCGGCGCGCACAACACGCGCAUCGAGCUGGCUCCCAAGGACACCAGGCCCUUGACGGAUGGGGAGAGAAUCCUGGUGAUGGCGUCAUGCUGGCAGGACGUCCAGCUGUACAUGGGCUCUUUGUGGCACUUCCGCAGCGGCAAGGCAGAGGUCUUGCCCACGACCUUGAUGCCUGGCAAUAGGUCAAUCUUCAUCAAGGAGCCAGCUGCAGAAAUAUUGCCUCCUCUGGAGGAGUUUCCGGUAUCGUCACAGCACAAGACUCAGCUCUACGCUGCUGUUGGAUGGCCUGCAGAUUUCGGCGACAUCCUUGCGCUGCUGGAUGAGAAGGUUCCAAAGGGUACCGAGGUGCAUGUGCUGUCCGAGCGGACGAAAGAGCAGCGCGACGCGCUUUCCAAAGGCCAGCGGGAACUGCAGAACAUUGUGUUGAAGCACUACUACGGACCGCGGACCUCUGCCAGGAUGCUGCGCAUGCUACCUCUAGACAAGGCCAGCGCAAUCCUCAUCCUUGCCCAGUUGCGCUCCCAGAGUGCAGAUGACGGAGAGUUGGAGAUGGCGGAAGAUGAUGAGGUAGGCGAUGAUUCACUGACAAGCGAUUCAGCAUGCUUAGCCUCGCUGUUGGUAAUUGCCGACAUCUUGGAAUCCAGAGAUGAAUCGUUUGAAGGAGAAGUGAAGGCCGGCCCGCGGCAGGCUUUCGAGCUUGUUGAGGGGCGUGGCUUAACAAAGGAAGCGCUGGAAAAGAAGGAGAGCAAGAUCAUUUGCGAGGUUUUGGACCCCCGAACUGAGCAAGUGGUGGCGCGGAAUCGCUACCUGCAGAAGACCGCCUUCUUCUUCCGCAGCAAGGCAUACGAGAGCGGCAUCUUUAUGAUGGCAAUGUCUGAGCCAGCAGUGUUCAACACCCUGAUGGUGCUGAUGUCGCCAAGCUGCCCAUCCCUGCAGGCUGUGCCCGUCUUGCGCUUUUGGAGCUUUCCUCGGGAAGGAGCAACCUCGUGCCUGGGUCGGAAAAGUUGGAGGGAGAUGAAUGAGGUGAUCCGGCAGCAUGGAGGCCUGUUGGUGGGUUGGAAGACCAGGUCCCAGGGUUUGGAUUGGCAGCUCACCCCAUCCAUUGGCAAGGAGAAACAGAUCAACUGGUAUCUGGAUGACACUUUGAUUGUCAUUCUGCCGCCCUUGUUGAAAUGA
Molecule: messenger RNA, 2133 nt
Organism: Effrenium voratum
Lineage: Eukaryota; Dinophyceae; Suessiales; Symbiodiniaceae
Source: the annotation of a GenBank genome assembly